Pseudo-nitzschia multistriata is the source of this 3972-nucleotide messenger RNA. NCBI's taxonomy places the organism in Eukaryota, Bacillariophyta, Bacillariophyceae, Bacillariales, Bacillariaceae. The record is from the annotation of a GenBank genome assembly.
CYACGAGUACCAGCACCAGCACCGGCACAUCCGGAACGCAAGCAACAACAAAUUUCGCAGAAACCAAACCCACCGACGACAUGUCGUUUUACUUCGACGACGACAACGACGACCAGGCCUUCUCGCAGCCCUUUCGGUCCCAGCUGUCCUCGGUGCUGUCCUCGCAGACGCAGACACCGACGAAGACAAAGACGCCGCCCGAGGAUUCGCAGAGAUCGCAGGUGACCUUUGCCGGCGACUCGCAGGUCUUUUCGUUCUCCCAGUCGCCGCUGGUCCCGAAGAGCGAUCCCUCGUCGUACCAGCUGAGCGAAGCGGUUGCCUCCCAGCUGCUGCUCUCCCGGGCAUCCUCCCUCUGCAAAUCCAUCCCGACCAAGCGGGACCCGGGCGACAAGCCCAAAACCAGCAACAGCACCUUUGUCUGCCAGAACUGCGGCGCCAUCGAUGACUACUACCGCGACGAGGCAGCGGGGGGGGUCCUCACCUGCUCGAGCUGCUUCACGCAGUCCCAGGCCUGCAUCGAGGAAGAAUUCGACUACGAGGACGGCCAGAACAUGGGCGUCCGCAACCGGGACGGGACCCUCCAGAAGCUCCAAAAGGCCCCCUCUGCUUCCGGAGGCACCGGCAAGGUGGGCUUCGUACACCGGUCGGUCCCCAUCGAGGAGCUGGACCGCAGCAAGCCGCCGCCCUCCCUCGAGGCCUGCCUCGGGGGGUUCGGGGCCGUCCUCCGGGCGUCCUGCAAGACAAUGUGCCUGGAACUGAUGGCCGUCCCGGUGCCGGCCGACGAAACGAGCGCCGGGAAGGAAUCCCGGUGGAGACAGAAACUCUACCGGAGGGUGUCCGGGACCGCCCGGGACCUGUGGAGGGCCUACCUAUUGUCCUGGAAGGAGGGGGCCGAUUUCUACGGGGAAUUCUACCCGCAGAUCCGUUUCAGCCUCCGGGACAGCUUUCUGUCGAGAGGGCACAAGAUGAUUCUCUACAGCACGCUGGCGGCCCGGGCCCGGGUCCUCCUGGCCGAGCGGGUCCACUCGGAGGCGAACGACCAAGACGGCGGCGCCGGUGAAACGGAGGACGGAUCCGUCCUCGGCAACGACGACGACAACGACGACGCCGACGACGACAGCGACUCGUUGUCCUCGGAGGAGGAGGACGAGGGGGGACAUCGACGCGGGAGGAAACGGAUCAAAACCAAGCACAAAGCGCAAGACGACUCCGGCGACAGGAAGGACCAAACGAAAGAAUCCGAAAUGGAUGUCCUGUUGAACCUGUUUGAACAACACGACGAGAAAGGGAGCAGGGACAACCGAAAGAAGGAGAGACCGAAAGGGAAAGCACAAAAACCGGCCGACCACGACGUCCCCGUUCCCAAUGUGGUGCUUUCUGCCAACCGAUCGCAAAGACGGUUCUCCGAGAGCGAGAGCAACACUGCUCUCGACGGCUCGGAAAGCGGCGACGAAAACAAGAACCACGCCAGCGACGACGAGGAAGGAGACGGGGAGAGGCAAAAUGGAACGGACGACGACAAACUUUCCGUCGCCAGUGAUGUGUCCGUCUUGGACGGCAACACCUUUGAACACGAUCCGAUGCAAUCCACGUCGUCGUGGAGCCUGAAAAAGCGAAAGCUAAUCUGCCAAAAGGAGAGCCUCUGUGCCAAGUCCGGACACGUUCUCGACAAAAUGCUGUUGUACCACUUCAAAGAGCUGGCAAAGAAGGCACCAUCCGUGUCGUCGUCAAAGAAGAACGGAAAAAAUCCCCGGCAAACGUUUUUUGUGGGGCGAAAGGAAGCCGCCCUUCUCUUGCGGCCAUCGAUGGUGAUGGUGGCGGGGAUUCUGCUGGUCGCCGCGGGUCCUCACGGGGUGACGGAGGGGAUGAUGAUCGAGUGGAUCGAAAACGGGUCCCUCCCCCUCCUGCGGGCCUUCGACACCCUCCUCCCAAAGGACCAGCGGGAACCCCUGGCCAUGGUAGCCCCGUUCUUUUGCCUCCCCCUGGCACCGAGCACCACCGUCCUCAGGAACACCGUGAAGAAGGUCCACGUGGCCUGCGGGUACCGGCCGCCGAAGAUCAAGCUCGUGGCCCCCCGGAACUUCCCGGACCCGCCUCUCCCCACCCUUGAAGGCGCGGGCGCCGGGGCCCACCCGGUGACCCCCCCUCCGGCGACCCGCGAGAGGAUCCUGACCAAACAGUCUCUUUACGCCCCGGGCCGGCUGAUCCGGCCGAGCACGGUACCCCUGCUCCUGGGGCACUUCGUCUCCGAGCUCGGGUUCAGCCAGCUGGUGCUUAACUACUCGCUUGCGCUCGCGGGGCUCGCCGUGUCGAACCAGUCCCUGCCGGCAGCAGGCGCGGGGGAAGAGACCCCCUGGAUCGUUCCGGACGACUACGAGGAGGAGGAGGAGGAGAAACCCCCACCGGCCCCGCGCCCGCAGAAGAAACCCCGGCCGGAGCGGAAAAGCAUCCACGUGGCCAUGGACCUACCGAAAAAACUUGUGGAGGAGAACGCGGAAGCAUGGGACGAGGAGUCGGCACCCGUCUUUGACCUGAGCAAGCCGCAGGAUCGGAUCCGGCGGCAUAGAUACAGAAACAGGCUGUACCAGAGGCUGUGGAAAAAGAGGAAGCUGGCCAGGCUCGGGAAAACGAAACAAGCGUAUAAGCUCAACUACCGUUAUCGCGUGUCGGCGGGGGGCGAUGGCGACGAUUCAGACGACGAUUCAGACGACGAUACCGACGACGACAACCAUGACGACGACCAUGACGAAACCGGGGGGGAGAGAAGCAAGGACACUAUUCCAAAGAGAAGGAGGACGUGGCUCCCGCGCCCGAUACGGGGAGCUCGCUCCGACAGACUCGGGGACGUCCACCGGAUUCUAGCGGUCGUCGUGAUGGCCUGUAAACUUGUUCCGAACUGGGACGAAAACCACCGCUACGUUUUUUCCCGGGGAGGAGACAAGAGCCACCACAACAGCAACGGAGGAAAGCCGUCCUCUGGAAUCACCACAGCAGAGAACAGCAAAAAUCACUCCGCCAGAGCUAUGGAUCGUUUUGUUCCCUUCAACCGAGACCAUUUUGGGUAUAUUGGAAAUGGCAAGACCGAAACGGACUAUCUGAAUUUUUUGGAAGAAUUCAUUUUCCGUGGAAAGUCCUAUGCCCUUCCAAAGCUUGUGGAAUCCCUGAAAGAAGCUUCGUCUGAAGGGGAUGGCGAUGCGAAUGUCCCGGACGUUGAUGAUGACAAGGCCUCGAGUGACCGGUGCUUGGUGGAGGAGUCCGAUGACGAAGAACCCGAGGACCAAAACGAUAGAACUUGCUCCGAUAUCACCGUUGUCGUACCGAACGAUACCGUCGUCGAAUGGAGAAGCCGGAGAAAAGAAAACAACACAGGCUGCCUUGUUGGAAGCAAGCGAAAAUUCCAGUGCUGGACUCGGCCCAAAGUCGACAGUGUCCCCUAUCGUCUAACGACUGUUACCGAUACCAAGAGCCUCCGGACCCUUGAUUCUCCACUGGGUUCUCUGAUCGAAUACAUUGCCUACAAGACAGAGACACAACCCGAUUUGAUUCUACAGCAACUGAUUUUACUAGACAAGGAAAUGAGCGUGAAAUACAGGCGCUCCAUGAAGAAAUGCGAUCGCGUCGCUCCAAGCCAAAUAUACAAAUUCGUCAUGGGCCGUAAGAAAAAGAAGAAAAGUAAGGUGUUAGCCGUUGACAACGAAUGUCAAGGGACACCGGCAAAAGCCAAUUUAUUGACAGAUGAUGCAAACGAUGACAAAACAGUGGACUGUUCGAAUCACGCACGAUUGGAAACGAUUUCUCUGUUGAGUCCACUACAAUUCAACGAUGUACUUGCUCAAGAGUCUCCAGAGAUCGGUGAAGGUCCCGACAUGGAUGACGUUUGGAGCGUGGGGGAGAGAGCUUGUGUGUAAUUGACUAUUGGCUAGCGAAAGCACACGAAAGUGCUACACGAUUUAAUAAAAGCAAUGCAUGUUU